Molecule: messenger RNA, 1249 nt
Organism: Strongylocentrotus purpuratus (purple sea urchin)
Lineage: Eukaryota; Metazoa; Echinodermata; Echinoidea; Camarodonta; Strongylocentrotidae
Product: hydroxyacid oxidase 2-like
Exons: 8
Coding region: 64-1212 (382 amino acids)
Molecular function (GO): oxidoreductase activity; FMN binding
Source: RefSeq, a predicted model, not a curated record
UACGAAUUUUUCACGUGGUGUUUGAAAUAAUUCUCACCUGGAUGUUUCAUUAGUCAUUUCGAGAUGGGGUUAUACAGUGUGGCUGAUUACGAGAAACGAGCUCAAGAGAUUCUAUCGAGCAGCGUAUGGGAAUAUUACGACUACGGAAAAGAACGACGAUUGUGCCUGCAGGACAGUAUCAACGCAUUUUCAAGGUACCGAAUCAGAAGUCAGGUACUCCAGGAUGUUUCGAAGCGGAGUUUAGCCACCACUGUCCUUGGGCAGCCCCUCAAGUAUCCCAUAUGCGUCGCACCAACAGCCAUUCACACGUUUGCACACCGGAACGCCGAAAAAGAAACGGCCAAAGGCGCAGAAGCUGCGGAAACAUUAAUGGUGCUGUCUGCUGAUUCGGGCUUUCCAAUGUCCGACGUUGCAGCUGCAGCCCCCAACGGUCAUCACUGGAUGCAGUUGUAUCCAUUUAACGAUCCUCUACUCACGUUGUCAGUCAUUCGACGAGCUGAGAGUCUAGGGUUCAAAGGCCUGGUCGUUACAGUGGACUCCCCCGCACGAGGACUGGACCUCCGAAUGACCGAAAUAUUCCAAGAACCUCAUAUCAAAAACAACCCAGACCUCCGAAUGCCGGUAUUUGAAGCUGAUAUCCCAUCGUCACGUGCAGCCACAGCAGAGGGCGACUCGAAACUCAUCAAAUAUUUUAGAAAAAUGCAAUAUAAUCCUACUGCUACUUGGGACUAUAUUAGAUGGAUGAAAAGCCAAACCUCUCUACCAAUUGUUUGCAAGGGGAUACUAACAUCUGAAUCUGCAAAAGCUGCCGCAGACGCAGGGGUUGAUGGGAUAAUAGUAUCAGCCCAUGGAGGAAGACAAAUGGAUGGCGCUCCUGCUCCGAUCGAUGCCCUGGCUGAAGUGGUGGACGCUGUCCGUGGUCGAGAUAUCGAAGUCUAUAUGGACGGCGGUGUAAGGACAGGAACAGAUGUCUUCAAAGCUCUUGGGAUGGGCGCACGGGCCGUGUUUGUUGGAAGGCCUAUCUUAUGGGGACUGGCUUGCGAGGGUGCAAAGGGCGUCAAGAAUGUGCUUGAUAUACUCCGAUCUCAAUUAGAUGACGUGUUAGCAGUAAGCGGUUGCACUUCGCCUGGUUGCAUCCCUGAAGGAACAGUUGUACAUGAAUCGUAUUACCAUCGAGAUCCGAGCCGGGGCAGGGAGAAGAGCAAGCUUUAAAGCCCCACUGUACUAGUUUGGCCAUGAGGGAUUAGAC